CACCCAAAAACCAAACUGAAAAUGAAGCAUCUGUCACUCCUUCUGGUUGUCCUGGUGGCGUUGUCGGCCUUGCUGCCGAGCGCCGACGCCGCUCCGUUUAAGAAGUUCAAGAAAUUCGGGAAAUUCGGAGGCGGUGGCGGUGUCGGCCGCGGCUUCGUCCGACCCGUGGUGAUCCCCACCCCGGUGUUCGUCCAACCUGCCUACGGCUCUGGCUACGGCCUCGGCGGAGGUUUUGGUCACGGAGGUUUCGGAGGUGGUCACGGCGGCUUCGGAGGAGGAUUUGGAGGCGGCCAUGGCGGCUUUGGAGGCGGCUACGGCCGGUGAGGCCAGAAGAGACAGAGCUUCUGCCGGAGGAAUUGCCGCGGUCUCGGCGGAGAUUUCCUCUGAUCACUAAUUACCUUCAUAUGUCACCGUUCUUACAGUGUCAUACCUUCCUAAUAGAAAACUCAUCCUUUUUUUAAAUAAAAUUAUGAUAGUA
Molecule: messenger RNA, 478 nt
Organism: Penaeus monodon (black tiger shrimp)
Lineage: Eukaryota; Metazoa; Arthropoda; Malacostraca; Decapoda; Penaeidae
Product: keratin, type II cytoskeletal 2 epidermal-like
Exons: 2
Coding region: 22-324 (100 amino acids)
Source: RefSeq, a predicted model, not a curated record